Molecule: messenger RNA, 2759 nt
Organism: Agelaius phoeniceus (red-winged blackbird)
Lineage: Eukaryota; Metazoa; Chordata; Aves; Passeriformes; Icteridae
Source: RefSeq, a predicted model, not a curated record
GAAUCAGCUCCCUCAGGGGUGUCCCAGGGCUCUGCAGGGAAUCAGCUGCCUUGGUUUUCCCUCAGGAGCAGAGCAGGGAUGGCCCAGGGGAGCUCGGAUGUUCCUGGUCCCUCCGAGGUCACCGGCUGAGGCUCCACAGCUCCUGCUGCUGCCCCAUCCCAAAAUGGGCAGGAUCAGCAUCUCCUGCCUGCUCCCGGCCUCGUGGCACUUCAGCCUCUCCCCCGUGGGGUGUCCCCGCAUCCUGAACGCGUCCCUGCGGCAGCUGCUGCUGCUGGGGGCGGCCGCGGCCGCGGCGGCGCUGCUGCUCUGCUCCCUGCUGCUGGUCCGGGGCAGGCACCGCGACGGGAAAUUCCAGAGGUACCUGGCCAGGGUGAGGGACACGGAGGCCACGGACACCGGGAACCCCAACCUGAGCUACGGCAUCGUGGUGGACUGCGGCAGCAGCGGCUCCCGCGUCUUCGUGUACUGCUGGCCCCGGCACAACGGCAACCCCAAGGACCUGCUGGACAUCCAGCAGAUGAGGGACAGCUCCAGGAAACCCGUGGUGAUGAAAAUCAAACCAGGCAUUGCCGAGUUUGCCGGCUCUCCGGACAAGGUCAGCGAUUACAUCUCGCCCCUGCUGAGCUUCGCUGCCCAGCACGUGCCCCGCUCCAAGCACAAGGAGACCCCUCUGUACAUCCUGUGCACUGCAGGCAUGAGGAUCCUGCCCGAGAGCCAGCAGAAAGCCAUCCUGGAGGAUCUGCUCACCGACAUCCCCGUGCACUUUGAUUUCCUCUUCUCUGACUCCCACGCUGAGGUGAUUUCUGGCAAGCAGGAAGGAGUCUAUGCAUGGAUUGGGAUCAACUUUGUCCUUGGAAGAUUUGAGCACACGGACGAUGAGGAUGAGGCCGUGGUGGAGGUCCCUGGCAGCGAGCACCACGAUCCCAUUUUCCGCAAGCGAACCGUGGGGAUCCUGGACAUGGGCGGGGUCUCCACUCAGAUCGCCUACGAGGUGCCCCAGAGUGAGGAGGUGGCCAAGGGGCUGCUGGCCGAGGUGAACCUGGGCUGCGACGCGCACCAGACGGAGCACGUGUACCGCGUCUACGUGGCCACCUUCCUGGGCUUCGGCGGCAACGCCGCGCGCCGGCGCUACGAGGAGAGCCUGAUCUCCAGCAGCCUGCUCAGGAACAGGCAGGCCGGGCUGAGCCCCCAGGCCCCGGUCCCGGACCCGUGCCUGCCGCGGGACGCGCAGGACGAGCUGCGGCACCGGGGGCUGCGCCUGCAGCUGCGCGGCACCGGCGACUUCCAGCUGUGCCGGGAGCGGCUGCGGCCGCUGCUGAACCGAACCAACGGCACCGGGAGCUCCCUGAACGGCGUCGUGCAGCCCCCCCUGCGCCUGCAGAGCAGCGAAUUCUACGGCUUCUCCGAGUUCUACUACUGCACCGAGGACGUGCUGCGCAUGGGCGGCGACUACAGCGCAGCCAGAUUCACCAGGGCUGCUCAGGAUUAUUGUGCCACGCGGUGGUCGGUGCUGCGGGAGCGCUUCGAGCGCGGCCUCUACGCCCCCCACGCGGAUCUGCACCGGCUCAAGUUCCAGUGCUUUAAGUCUGCCUGGAUGUUUGAGGUUUUCCACCGGGGCUUUUCCUUCCCGGAGAGCUACGGGAGCCUGAAGACGGCGCUGCAGGUCUACGACAAGGAGGUGCAGUGGACGCUGGGGGCCAUCCUCUACCGGACCCGCUUCCUGCCCCUCAGGGACAUCCAGCAGGAGAAUUUCCGUGGCACUCACUCCCACUGGAGGAGUUUCUCCUUUGUGUACAACCACUUCCUGUUCCUGGCCUGUUUCCUGGUGGUGCUGCUCUCCAUCCUGCUCUACCUGCUCCGCCUGCGCCGCAUCCACCGCCGGCCGCUGCCGCCCGGCGCCGGCCCCGCUCCCCUCUGGCUGCCCGAGGGGCUCCCCCCGCAGAAAACCCCGGGGUAGGCUCCAGGCUGGGCCCUCCAUCCACACACACACACAGAAAAAAGCCAUUUUUGCCUCAGGGUUCCUCCCCUUUUUGGUUUUUUUUGCCCCUUUCGGAGAAGCGGAGUUGGGAAUUCCGGGCAGGCUUGGGAAUUCCGGGGGAAUGGGGCGGUGAGGGAAAAAUGCCAAAAAUAAAAUUGAUUUUGUUGGGAAUGUUGCACUUGGGGGCGUGCAGGAGAGGAUGAGUUGAGUUCCCACCUUUGGGAGAGGCUGAAAUCCCAGAAUGAGCUUGGGUUUUCCCAGUCGGAAAUGGGAAAAUGGGAUUGGAAUGAGUUUGGAUUUUCCUUGCUGCAUUCCAGCACUGCCAUCCCUGCUCUCACUUUGGAGUCUCAAAUAACAACAAGUUCCAAAAGCAGGAAAAAAACAACAAAAACCCAACCCUUUUAGGGCAUUUUCUGUGAUUUUCCCUUCUGGAAUCACUCCUGGGAUGGAGAAGGAAAAUCCCUCACAUCCAAUGCUGUGCUUCCAUAAAAAACUGCUUCCAUCUCUUCUGCUCCCUCCUUUUUUUCCUUGGAAGAGGGAAAAGGAUUUCCUCCUUUUUCGCCCUCCCAGUGGCACCAGUCGCUGCUUUUAAUCCCAAAUUUCUGUUCCAUAAUUGUGGAGAGACCUCCCAGAAACUCCAGGAAUGUGAAGAGAACUGGAAAAGCAGAGGAGAACGUGCACAGGGUCUUUCCAAGUCCUCUGGUAAUUUAUAUUUUAUUUAAAACUGUUGAUUUUACUUGAAAGUCAAUUUGUCCAUGAUUAAAAGUGGGAUUUCUAUGAA